AUGUCUCUGAGUGAGAACGAGGAUUUUGCCUAUGAAUCUACAGUGCACAGCACUAAUAUCUUGCUUAGCUUCAACGACCAACGAAAAAAAGAUGUGCUAUGCGAUGUCACCAUCUUCGUGGAGGGCCAACGAUUUCGUGCCCACCGGGCCAUGCUGGCAGCAUGCAGCAGUUAUUUCCAUGGGAGAAUCGUCGGCCAGGUUAAUGCCGAAUUUAACAUCACUCUACCAGAGGAGGUGACAGUUAAAGGAUUUGAACCUUUAAUUCAAUUCGUCUACACUGCUAAGCUUAUUUUAAAUAAGGACAAUGUGGAUGAAGUACGCAAGUGUGUGGAGUUUCUAGGUAUACAUAAUAUUGAGGAAUCCUGCUUUCAGUUUUUCAAAUUUAAGUGUUCGAACUCCACUGCAGACCAACCAGAAUACCCAAGAAAAAAAUGCUUUCCAGCACACUGUCAAAAAACUGACCUUAAAUUUUCACUUUUGGAUCAAAAAGAUCAAGAAAUUAAUGAAGUGGAGGAAUUUCUGGAAAAUGAGAAUGUUCAGAUUCCUCAGUGUAAACUCAGCCAGUACCAAGGAAAUGCAAAAGUAUCACUUCCUUUACAAGACAGUGCCAGUCAAACGUGCGAGUCUGUGUGCUUAGAAAAGGAUGGUACUCUUCCUCUGCCAUCUUUAUGUCCUAAAUACAGAAAAUUCCAAAAAGCGUUUGGAACUGACAGAAUCCAUACCAUGGACUCCAAUGUCAAAGACAUUCAGGUUUCUUCUGUUCAGCCAAGUGAGACAUCUGAAGAUGAAUGUCUAGGAGCAGUCCAGGAGUGUGCAGAUUUACAAGUGGUUUUAAAAUGUGAAGAAGGUAAAACACCAGCAGAACAUGAAGAAAUGAAGAAAGAUCCUGCUUCUGAGUGUCCAGCAGUAAAAGCAGAAGUGACUCCUUUCCCUCACAGUUCUUCCACAGAUCCUCCUGGGCUCUAUUCUCUGUCUCUUUUACACACAUAUGACCAAUAUGGUGACUUGAAUUUUUCUAGUAUGCAGAACACAACAGUAUUAACAGAAAAGCCUUUAUCAGGUACAGAAGUCCCAGAAGAGAAAGCAUUUGGUGGAAGUCAAGAUGUACAUUUGAAAUCUGACUCUGGGCCCAGGGAAGAUAGUAACCUUACCUCUAGCGAUAGGAGUAGUGUGGAACGAGAGGUGGCAGAACACCUUGCUAAAGGCUUUUGGAGUGACAUUUGUAGCACAGACUCUGCUUGCCAAAUGCAAUUAUCACCUGCUGUGGCUAAAGAUGUUCCUGAACAGAUCUAUUCACAGAAACGAUUUGAGUGUCCCUGGUUGGGUAUCAGGAUCAGUGAUAGCCCAGAACCAGGUCAGAGGACUUUUACAACAUUAAGGUCUGUCAAUUGCCCUUUUAUAAGUACUUUAAGUACUGAAGGAUGUUCAAGCAAUUUGGAAAUUGGAAGUGAUGAUUAUGUUCCGGAACCGCAACAGGAACCUUGUCCAUAUGCCUGUGUGAUUAGUUUGGGAGAUGACUCUGAGACGGAUACAGAAGGAGACAGUGAAUCCCUUUCAGCCAGAGAACAGGAGUGUGAGGGAAAACUUCCAUUCAACGAACAACGAAUAAUUUCACUCUCUCGAAAUGAUUUUCAAUCAUUGUUGAAAAUGCACAAACUGACUCCAGAACAACUGGAUUGCAUCCAUGAUAUUCGAAGAAGAAGUAAAAACCGAAUUGCUGCACAGCGUUGCCGCAAGAGAAAACUUGACUGUAUACAGAAUCUUGAAUCAGAAAUUGAGAAGCUGCAAAAUGAAAAGGAGAGCUUGCUGAAGGAAAGAGAUCACAUUUUGUCAACUUUGGGUGAGACAAAGCAGAACCUAACUGGACUUUGCCAGCAAGUCUGUAAAGAAGCCGCUCUAAGUCAAGAACAAAUUCAGAUCCUCGCCAAAUAUUCAGCCUCAGAUUGCCCACUUUCAUUUUUAAUUUCUGACAAAGAAAAGAGUACUACUGAUGGUGAACUGUCACUGAUGUUACCAUCAAUUUUUAGCUUACCUGAUGGACCGCCAGCUGUGCUGCCUGCCAGUGAACAAAGCUCUUGUUACUCUAAUGCAAGAGACAACAAGGAAUCAGGCUGUGAGCGCGUACAGGAGUUACGCCAGACGUGCACAACUGCCUCUGAGCACACCAGGCUUGAACAGUGUCGCCAAAGUGGAGGCAUCUCAGAUUUCUGUCAGCAGAUGACUGAUAAGUGUACUACUGAUGAGUAA
Chrysochloris asiatica (Cape golden mole) is the source of this 2247-nucleotide messenger RNA. RefSeq names its product BTB and CNC homology 1, basic leucine zipper transcription factor 1 (gene BACH1). The transcript has 4 exons. Gene Ontology annotation, biological process: regulation of transcription by RNA polymerase II. Bases 1 to 2247 code for a protein of 748 amino acids. Gene Ontology annotation, molecular function: DNA-binding transcription factor activity, RNA polymerase II-specific; RNA polymerase II cis-regulatory region sequence-specific DNA binding; protein binding. NCBI's taxonomy places the organism in Eukaryota, Metazoa, Chordata, Mammalia, Afrosoricida, Chrysochloridae. The record is from RefSeq and is a predicted model, not a curated record.